AUGGGUGGACAGCCACAUUGCAAACAGACUGAGGAACAUGGCACCAAUGUCGGUGAGCAAGUGGGCGGCAUCAGUCAUAAUGGCCAGCGAGUUGGACAGGUAUCCUCCAACAAUCUCACCAACCAUGAAUAUGGUGGUCAGGACGAGUGCCAGCAUCAGGGCGUAGCGGGCCUUCUUCUUCUUGUCCAUCUCUUUGAUGGCUUCAUCGCCAGUCAGCAGGCCGUGGACUUCUCCACCACCGUGGCUGUGGCCAUGGUCGCCGCCGGGGUGGCUGUGUCCGUGGUGGUCGUCCUCCUCCUCGAUACUCUCGGACAGGAUGGCACUUCCUGGCUUGGGCGACUCUCCGCCGUGGCUGUGGCCGUGGGCUCCGUGGUCAUGGCCAUGGCCAUGUCCAUGCUUCUCCUUAUGUUUAUGCUCCUUAUGCUCCUUAUGCUCCUUGUGCUCCUUGUGCUCAUGGUCAUGGUCCUCCUUAUGCUUGUGGUCAUGGUCGUGGUCAUGGUCCUUAUGCUUAUGCUCCUUAUGCUCCUUAUGUUUGUGAUCCUUAUUCUUAUGGGAAUGGCUAUGUCCGUGGGCACCGUGGUCAUGGUCAUGAUGGUCUUGGUCAUGCUCUAUAUUAUUACUAAUGCUCGAUUGGCCAGGGGAGGGUUCUCCGUCUGA
This is a messenger RNA of Acytostelium subglobosum LB1, 657 nucleotides long. RefSeq lists its product as hypothetical. NCBI's taxonomy places the organism in Eukaryota, Evosea, Eumycetozoa, Acytosteliales, Acytosteliaceae. Bases 1 to 657 code for a protein of 218 amino acids. The record is from RefSeq and is a predicted model, not a curated record. The transcript has a single exon.